Sinocyclocheilus anshuiensis is the source of this 1183-nucleotide messenger RNA. RefSeq names its product regulator of G-protein signaling 3-like. The annotation marks the transcript as partial. The record is from RefSeq and is a predicted model, not a curated record. NCBI's taxonomy places the organism in Eukaryota, Metazoa, Chordata, Actinopteri, Cypriniformes, Cyprinidae. Gene Ontology annotation, cellular component: nucleus; plasma membrane. The transcript has 2 exons.
GCAGCACAGUCGCACCUCAGAGCAGCUGCUAACACACACGCACACACACACACACACACACACACACACACUCACACACAUACAGAGUCUGCAGCAAAUAUAGUGGAACUCGCAAUGAAACCGUGGACAGAGUGAGAAAAAUCCACACAGAGAGAGGGAAAGAAACAGCUAGACUGAAAUAGAACAAAACAGACGCAAAAAGGGAACUUACAGUACAUUUCCAGGCAGAAGUACAGAAGAAGACGUCUACUGGACAGGAUUCAGAAUCAGCACGUGAAAGAGACACGUUCACAGCGGCCAGAUGCCUGUAUUCAAGAUGUUCGAACCCAAGCAGGAUGAGCCACGUGACCUCAGGGGCCGGAGAAUGACCUCUGAGGAUGACCGUUCCCUUGGCAACCUGUCUGAUGCAUUGGCCACUGCUGCGAGUAGCCCUCAGUCCAGGAGUCUCACCCUGCUGGAGGAUCUGUGCGCCCCUCUGGAGGAGAACAGCCGCCUGGUUCCAUCAACACCUCCGCCCUCUACUGAGGGAGAAGAUGGGAAAAGCACAGAGAGCAGCAUGAACGAGCUGUGGAGGGAGGAUGAAGGCAAAGAGAAAGAGGAGGAAAGGGGGAAUAGUGAGCCAAUGACCGAAGCGAAAGAAGAGCAGGAGUUCUCGCAAGCACACGCAAGAGACAGUGAAGAUGAAAAACAGCUGCUUGUCGAUGAAGACAACGCUUCAGAGGCGGUGGACACAAACGCUCCACCUUCAUCCUCUUCCUCAUCAUUUGUCAUCCCUGAGUUGCGAUUAGAUCGGUCUUUCAGUGCAGAUGCCCUGUCCACCCCCGGAACCGAUGAAGAGUAUGAAGAAGAUGAAGAUGAUGAGGAUGAGGAGGACAGUGAUGAUAACUACCUGGAACGCAGUGACAGCAAACGGAGGAGCAUGGUAGAGGCCACUUCCUGCGAAAAGCACUCAGGUGGACUCAGCGUGCAGAAUUCCCUGCGCAGACGCACACACAGCGAGGGCAGUCUUCUCCAGGACCCUCGCACAGCCUGCUUCACAUCUGACAAUGCCAUCAACUGCAUGGAGGUGACCGGGACACAUGAGGGAGGCUGGACGCUUCCCUCACCCAAAACCUUGAAGAAAGAGCUGACUAAGAAUGGAGGGUCCAUGCACCAGCUGUAUAUGCUGUUCUCUGGAAGAAAA